CACCCGCCCGCUGGCAGCCAGGGCUCAUGGAGUCCGUGGCUCUCUACAGCUUCCAGGCGACGGAGAAAGACGAGCUGCCCUUUCAGAAAGGGGAUGUCCUGAAGAUCCUCAACAUGGAAGAUGACCAGAACUGGUACAAGGCUGAGCUGUAUGGCUGUGAGGGCUUCGUCCCCAAAAACUACAUCAGGGUCAAGCCACACCCGUGGUACAUGGGCAGGAUCUCCCGGCACCUGGCAGAGGAGCAGCUCCUCCAGCGCAAGCACCUGGGAGCCUUCCUGAUCCGCGACAGCGAGAGCACCCCGGGGGAGUUCUCCAUCUCUGUCAAUUAUGGGCAGCAAGUCCAGCACUUCAAGGUGCUCAGGGAGAGGAACGGCAAAUAUUACCUCUGGGAGGAAAAGUUCAACUCUCUCAACGAGCUGGUGGAUUUCUACAGGACAACCACUAUUGCCAAAAAUGAGCAGAUCUUCCUCUGGGAUGAGGACCAGACCCAGGAGGUGAGAAGACCCAAAUUCGUGCAAGCUCAGUUCAACUUCUCAGCCCAAGAGGGCUCCCAACUGCCCUUCCUCCGCGGGGACAUCAUCGAGGUCCUGGACUGUCCUGAUCCCAACUGGUGGCAGGGGAAGAUCUACGGGCGCAUUGGUCUCUUCCCUCGCAGCUACGUCCACCCCAUCCACAAGUGAGCUGCUGCCACACGCCAGCGGGGAGGACCCUGGCCCUGCUGCCCCCCACUCACCAGAGCUGCCUUGUGUGGACUGCACGUCCCUUCAUCCCCGUGGAUGGUGCCAGUCUCCAUGCCAGGCUGCUGAUGCAUGAGGUCCCAGUGCCUUGUGGAGGUAGAGACCAGGCUGGGGGUGAUUCCCAUCCAGGGCUGCCCAGCUCUGGGACCCCAAAACAUCAUCCGUGGCUCUCCCUGCUCCCCUGACCCAGGAGACCCCCCAGCCCAGACAUCACCUCUCACUGUGGGCUGGUGCUCCUGGGGAGGGAGCACAGAGCUUUUAAACAGGGCCAUAAAAACUUUUCCAGAGCCACAACCCUACAAGGUGGCAGCAAUGGAAGGAUGGAGCACGUGUGCCCCAAAACUUUGCUCCUCUCCAGACCCUGUCAGUGAAUUCCCAGCUCCAGAGAGGGCUGUGGGUGGUCGGGAAGCAGCUGCAUAGUGCCAUGGGGGGGUGCUGGGCCUUGAGGGGCCCAGGGGUAUUCAGUCCUGCAGGUGCUGUUCAUAGCUGCAAAUUGUAGCCUUUUAAAUUACUAUUUUUAUUCAGAGCUUUAAACGUGUUUGGGUGACACCCUGGAGCAUGACCACUUUUUUUCCACCACUCUGGAAGCCACAUGUGUGCCUGUUGCUUCACUGUGGUUUCACCUCCCCUGCAGCCCC
Apus apus (common swift) is the source of this 1375-nucleotide messenger RNA. RefSeq names its product GRB2 related adaptor protein (gene GRAP). The record is from RefSeq and is a predicted model, not a curated record. The transcript is spliced from 5 exons. Gene Ontology annotation, molecular function: protein binding. Bases 27 to 680 code for a protein of 217 amino acids. Lineage: Eukaryota; Metazoa; Chordata; Aves; Apodiformes; Apodidae.